Molecule: messenger RNA, 1558 nt
Organism: Drosophila erecta
Lineage: Eukaryota; Metazoa; Arthropoda; Insecta; Diptera; Drosophilidae
Product: palmitoyltransferase ZDHHC15
Exons: 1
Coding region: 84-1109 (341 amino acids)
Biological process (GO): protein targeting to membrane; peptidyl-L-cysteine S-palmitoylation
Cellular component (GO): endoplasmic reticulum; Golgi apparatus
Molecular function (GO): protein-cysteine S-palmitoyltransferase activity
Source: RefSeq, a predicted model, not a curated record
UCGUCGAAAACACAACAUGGGCAACAUGUGCCCGCAAAGGGAUCAGAACAUUAGUGCCACCGGAGGGGAGGAGCCUUUCCAGAAUGUGCCUGAUUAGGGAAGGCCAUGGUGGACGCAGAAGAGUACCCUGUUGCUUGGCCAGGUGGCUGCCAGCGCUCAUAAUCCUGGGCGCCUUGGUAUGGUCCUACCACGUAAUGGUCUACCAGAUCUGCAUGAAGAGAGUGUCGGACUACUUGACCAAGGGGCUCCUGCUCUUUUUCUACCACUGGCUGCUGCUCAUGUUCUUGUGGACAUGGUUUCGGUGCAUAUUCGUGGCUCCAGUGAGGAUUCCCGAGCAAUGGAAACUAUCUGCCGAGGAUGUGGACAGAUUGAGGCGAAACGACGGAGCAGAGGGAGCAGCUCGAGUCCUUAGUUUUGCAGCAAGAAAUUUGCCCAUUGCCACCUGCACCAGCGAUGGACUAGUGCGAUAUUGCAAGACUUGCUGGUUGAUCAAGCCAGAUAGAGCUCAUCACUGUCGCACCUGCCACAUGUGUGUCCUGAAAAUGGACCACCACUGCCCUUGGAUAGUGAACUGCGUCCACUUUCACAACUUCAAGUACUUCAUGCUCUUCCUGUUUUACGCUGAGCUCUAUUGCUUUUAUCUGCUCUGCGUGAUGGUCUAUGACUUGUACCUUAUCUGCGACUUUGAGCUGACUCACUUGAAGGAUCAGCAUUCCUGGAACGUUCUGCAGUACUUGGUAUGCAUUCUCUUCAACAUAUUCACCCUGAUCAUGUACAUUGUCAGCUUGAUACACGUAUCUCGAAAUCGCACCACCAUGGAAUCGGCCUAUCAUACAUACUUCUUCGCUGGCGGCAAGAGCAAUAGUGGUUUCAAUUUGGGCUGUUUUGCCAAUUUGCGAGAGCUUUAUGGCGACAAGUGGUACCUCUGGCCCUUGCCCAUCUUCUCCAGUCGUGGUGACGGAUUGUCGUUCCCAAUAGCCCACGAUCGACUAAGGAAAGUACGCGUCGAUAAGCAGGAGAAAGAUAAUGCGCCCAACAGAGCUCAGAUUUACAAGGAAAACGUGUCCCGAAUUCUCGGCAUUCAUCAGCCGCCAUUCAACGACGAAUAAGUUGUCACAAAAUUAAAAUUCAAUGUUUCACUUUUAUCACCGUACAAGUCUUAGUUUCCAUUUCAAAGCGAAGAAAAGCCCGCACCCUCAGACAAUUGGAAAAGUAGGGACUCCAUCUACAUCUUAAUUUACGAGUCACUGGCAAGUGCAUCGGCAUCGGACUCCGUCCGCCUGGCAACUGCAAUCCGCUGGCCAUUUCUUGGACCCGCUGAGUGGCCAACAUCGAUAAAUCCUCGGCAUUCCGGCUCUGUAGCCGCAUCGGAGUCGUUUAUAAAACGCUUAACAUUCGUGACAUAUUUCGCAUUUGGCCGCGCGUCGGGCGCAGAAAUUUAUAGACUUUAUCCAUUAGGAAAACAAUUACGAGUGCAAACAAUGGCCAAUGUGCGGUGUCCAGUGGAUGGACUCCCCGGCCAGCGGCGAUUCCUCGGGCACUGGAGCAUAUGUUGGGA